UACCCCUGCCACCGCCGACACUCUAUUCACCCACACCCAUACCAGCACCUCUACCGCCAGCUUCUACAUCAGCCCCAGUAUCAGCAACCGCCUCAGGUUCGGCCUCUCCCGCAGCGUCAACUCCCUCCCUCCCCUCCACCUCAUCUACACCUGCAUAUUCCUCUGCACACGCACGUAUAUCCACCCCUGCGCGGUCUACAGCGCCUUACCGUCCAGGCUUCCAGCCUAAGGGUGUGUAUCGGCCCCGUACAUGAUGAAUUUGCUGAAUACCGGAAGAAACGUGCUGACGAGGGGCGGAUGGAACGAACAAAGCUAGAGCGCAGGCUAGAAAAGCUUAUCGCUUUGCAUUUCCCUGUGGAAAAUUCUGUUGAGAAGGGCGUGAGUGCGAGGAAAGAUGAGGUCGGUGUUAAUGGAAGAGGAAUGGAGAAGAGGAGGGCCUCGUCGUUUUUCAACCUCGACCUUAAGAAUAUGGAUGCGGGUGAACUGUGGAAAGGGGUAUUACAAAGUCAAAUGAUACAGGGCUCCAACGGUGAUACUCGAGCUGCAGAGCAGCGGAUAACACCGUGGCAGGAUGAUGCCGCCGUAUCUAAAUGUCCUCUAUGCAUCGCGUCCUUUCACCCACUUACGAACCGUAAACAUCAUUGUCGCCUCUGCGGUACCAUCAUCUGCAGUCUUCCUCCAAAGCUUCCGCAGCGCCAGAGCCCCUGUUCAGUGCUCUUCGUUGUCGAUGCCAAGACGAGGCGCAUCGAGGAGGUUGGGGAGGGCGUCGAUUACGGUGUGCGUCGUGCGGGCGCCGGUGAGGAGGAAAAAUUCCUCCGUGGCGUCAGGAUAUGCCGUAGCUGCAGACCUGUGCUCACGCGACAGCAGUAUUGGCAAGAGAUGGCGAGUGUGCCGCCGUUUGUAAGGCUCUAUGAUGCAUUUAUUAGUCUCGAGAAAGAGAUAGAGGAUGCAAUUCCGCAGUUUCAGGACCUGCUUCUCACACUCAGCAAUGACGACCAGCCAACUAAAGAAGCGUCCGCAGCACGGAAACGUCUCCUAGAUGCCUUUGCUCAAUACGAUGCUUUUGCCAAACGGAUACGUGCCAUUCCUUGCAAUACAGGGUCUUCCCAGAACCACGUGCAGCUCGCAGUCCUCAGCAGGGCGAACCUAUUUUUGCAGAAACAUAUGUUCCCAUUGCAGUCCCUGCCCAAGCCUAAGAAGCGUGAUUCAACGUCAUCACCUGUGCCUUUCGAGACACCACUUGUGGACCCCGAUUCAGACCUCGCUCAUACACUACAACCGCUUCUAGAACAAGAGGCUCUCCUCGAAUCCUUUGUCGGCGAGGCGAUGGCGCAUCGCAAGUUCGAAGACGCGAAGACGCUCAAGGCGAACCUCGCCGAAAUCAGAGCCGAAAUCGAUCGUAUGCUAGGUGAUGGUGUGCGGUGAGACGGAGACGCACGUGAGGUGAUUAUAGUUGGAGUGAUUAUAGCUAGUUGACGACUCGUUCAUGCACGCAAACAAAGCGCUAUCUCAUGAAUCUACCAUUACAUCCGUAUCCUCAUUUUUAUCGCUCUGAUAGAUCUUCUUAUGUUCUGGGACCCUCGUAUUUCACAUUCACAUCACCUUCAUGUAGGAUCCAGCAUAAUAUAGGCGUGGAAUUUUAAAAGCAAGAGACAAUACUAGUCGAAUAUGUAAUGUGAGAUAUUGGUAUGAUGAUGCUACAAUAACUGCAGGUAUGCUUCAUGCGUCGUGAGGAUGAAUCGUGGAUAUAACAAUUAAUCAAAGCCACCAGGGCUCAGCCUUCAUCACUCGUGUCCCGCAUACGAGGUAUAUUG
This is a messenger RNA of Suillus subaureus, 1814 nucleotides long. Its product is annotated as FYVE zinc finger-domain-containing protein. Gene Ontology annotation, molecular function: metal ion binding. The transcript has 6 exons. The record is from RefSeq and is a predicted model, not a curated record. Bases 298 to 1425 code for a protein of 375 amino acids. Lineage: Eukaryota; Fungi; Basidiomycota; Agaricomycetes; Boletales; Suillaceae.